Molecule: messenger RNA, 2380 nt
Organism: Mercenaria mercenaria
Lineage: Eukaryota; Metazoa; Mollusca; Bivalvia; Venerida; Veneridae
Product: probable inactive tRNA-specific adenosine deaminase-like protein 3
Exons: 9
Coding region: 261-1274 (337 amino acids)
Cellular component (GO): nucleus; cytoplasm
Molecular function (GO): tRNA-specific adenosine-34 deaminase activity
Source: RefSeq, a predicted model, not a curated record
UCGUUUAAAAUCAAUCAAGAAAAUUGAGACAGUGAUAGAAAAAGAUUGUUCCAAAUUAUUGUUGUUUUCUUGACUAACAGUAAUGAACAACAGGCAAGAUAUAUGGUAAAAUAUAUAAAGAAAUUAUUCACGUGACAUUAUGAAUUGUUUCUUGUUUUGAUUUAUCAGUUGCACCACGGUACUGUCGAAGUGUAUAGGUUUUCGGAUGUGACAUCCAAGGUCUUUCUCAGAGUUUUGAAUCUGACUCAGCCAGGUAUACUAUGCAACACCUUGUAAACAAAAAACUUAGAACUGAUGCAGCUGAUCAGCAGAUAUGUCCACACAUAGAACCAGUGUUAGCAGAUAAAUAUCUUGCUGCUAUAGAACUAGAUGACGUGUAUGUAUGUCAGGUUACAGAGAAGAAGAAAACAUCUGAAAUCCUGAGGCAUUUAACAGUCAAAUACCCGCUGGAUCAGUAUCCACAUAUAAAGAGAGUAAAGUCUAGUCAAGCUAAUGGAACAGCAAAUCUACAGAUCGUUAUCUGUAAGAAAUCAUGUCAGUCGGAAGAAGAGAUCAGAUCUUUACUGGAACCGUUUAAUGAUAGUAUUGGAGCUGUUGGUGUGGUCAAGAUUCCAGCAAGCCCGCCACUCACACGGAACCAAUAUAACAACUGUAUACAAUACUGGCCUGUCAACUUCCAUGAAAAUAAAGUAAUCAGUCGUCUGCUAUCUGGCACAUUCUUUACAGACAAAGAGUUGAGAGUAAUCAGCAAUCAUAUGGUAGAGGCAAUCAAAAUGGCACAACUAGCUAAAUGCAGUAAACGGAAACCUAUAGGAGCUGUAAUAGUGGAUCCAUUAACAGACACGGUGAUAGCAAAGGCUUAUGACAUGCGAGAAGUUUCUCAUCCUCUUCAUCAUGCCACAAUGGUGUGUAUAGACCUGGUAGCUAAAUCUCAGGGUGGAGGAAUGUGGAAAUAUCCACAAGAGGCUGACUUCUAUUCUGCUGAGUCUGAUGUGAAAGAAAGGAGAUCAGAAGAGCCAGAAAGUAAAAGAGGACCAUAUUUAUGUACAGGAUACCAUAUGUAUGUAACACAGGAGCCUUGUGUCAUGUGUGCCAUGGCUCUUGUUCACUCCAGGAUACAGCGUGUAUAUUAUGGUAGUUGCCAACAGGAAGGGGCUCUGGGAUCUGUGUACAAAGUUCACGCACAGGAAGGGUUGAAUCAUCGCUAUGAAGUAUUUAAAGGUGUGAUGAAAACGGAUUGUGAUGAUUUAUAUAACAAUAUAACAGACAGAUGAUAUAAUUAUAUUACACAAUGGCUAGUACCAAGUAAUGCUUGGUUAUUAUUAGCUGCACGUUCUAUGAAAUUGUGAGUAUGAGAAAAUGCUUGAAAUUGACGUUGAAGGAAUAGAUACUGUUGGGAGAAUAGUAUUGAGAUAACUCAAGAAUUGUCAAGAUUAUUGGGUCUUGUUGAUACAGGUUAUGAUGGGAUACGGGUAUCAUGUGAAGAUUAAGCUAUAAGGUAGAAGUUAUGGACAAUGGAAGUCCUGGGUAUAAGGUUCGAGGAUUACCAUACCAUAAAUACGCAUGUCCAUCCUUCCAUUGGUCCGUCCGUCUGUAAUCCAUGCCCACUUUAUAUAUUCUUAACUGUUUGGAUGAUUCUUUUAACAAAACUAGGAUCAGUUGUAAACGUCACCUGAGCAAGCUCAACUUGCACCUUAAGAUACACCAGGGGUAUAGUGAAGAAUGCAUGUGAAUAAAGUAUAUUUGUAUUUAGAGCCUGUGGCCGAGUGUAACUUAACUGCUUGGAUGAUUCUUUUAACAAAACUAGGAUCAGUUGUAAACGUCACCUGAGCAAGCUCAACUUGCACCUAUAAGAUAUACCAGGGGUAUAGUGAAGAAUGCAUGUGAACAAAGUAUAUUUGUAUUUAGAGCUUGUGGCCGAGCGUAACUUGAAUGAUUUUGCCAAGUGUUGAGAUUAGAGGUGAAUUGUAAUUAUUGGUUGGUUUAGAAAGUGUUCAUUGUUUGAAAAAAUACAUACAUUUUAAGAUUAAUAAAAUGAAACUUCACAGCAUAUUGUUCUUUUUGGGUACCCAAUCCCAAGGUAGCUGUCUCAUGAAAACUGAUGGUAAUGGACAAUCAUUAAGUUAUAACGUUAUUUGCGGUUAAUAAAAGUUUCCCUCGAUGAACCUAUAUAUAUAAUUGACAAGAUUGAUUGAAAUUUACAUAAAAUGUUUAUUUAUGGUUUAAAACAGCAUAGAAAAUUGUUGACAUUUUAUCUCAAAAGCCACAUUACUUGAUGUUUCCCACAGCUUAUUGUUGCUUUAUAUUAUAUUGAACUGUUAGACAGACGAUAGGUAUAGCUUAAACAUGGAAAGUACUACCCAUUAAAAUCACAAAACAA